AUGGCGUUGGAAGGAAAAGUCAUCGCCGUGACGGGAGCUGCGUCAGGGAUAGGACUCGCCGUCACCAAUGUCGUAGCAUCCCGGGGCGCAAAGUUGGCGUUGGCUGACAUGGCAGAACGGCCGUUGAAAGAUCUGGUCGAGGACCUGAAGAAACGAGGUGUCGAGGCCGUCGGCACUGUCCUCAACGUGACUUCGGACGUGGAUGUGCAAGAUUGGAUUGCCUCGACCGUGAAGCAUUUCGGAAAGAUCGACGGCGCGGCCAAUGUCGCCGGCUGGGGUGGCGGCUUCGUCAACCUCGAAGACACCGACAACGCCACGUGGGACAAGAUAAUGGGCGUGAAUGCCACAGGAACGUUCUACUGUCUGAGGGCAGAGUUGAAGGCCUUGGGCCGGGGAGGAAGUAUCGUUAACGUGGCAUCCCUGUCUGGGAUCCGCGGUCGCACUGGAUUAGGAGCAUAUGUCGCUUCUAAGCAUGCAGUAGUGGGCUUGACCAAGACGGCGGCACGAGAGGCCGGUGUCAAGGGCAUUAGAGUCAAUGCCAUUGCCCCGUUCUUUGUGAAUAUACCCGAGUUCCACUCCUUUUUGCUAAUAGCCCGCCCCACCAGAGGCCCAACCGAAACACCCAUGCUUGACGCACUGCUGAAAGGGCCGACGACCACGACCUCCAGCAGCACGCUCAACACGUACUCCAGCCUUCCUCUCGGGAGAAUGGCCCAGCCGGAAGAGCAGGCCCAAGCCGUCGCCUUCCUGCUCAGUGACGACGCCUCGUUCAUCACGGGAGCGGUGCUGAGCGUGGAUGGAGGUGCUGCAGCCUAG
Messenger RNA from Fonsecaea nubica, 816 nucleotides. RefSeq lists its product as hypothetical. The record is from RefSeq and is a predicted model, not a curated record. The transcript has 2 exons. The coding region runs from base 1 to 816 and encodes 271 amino acids. Lineage: Eukaryota; Fungi; Ascomycota; Eurotiomycetes; Chaetothyriales; Herpotrichiellaceae. Gene Ontology annotation, molecular function: oxidoreductase activity.